GAAAGACGUGUUUCCGCUCGGUUUGUUUUCCGUUUCCGUAUUUCACUCCGUUGCUAGUGAAGAGAGUUCAAGAAUUUUCUCGUGAACUAUUAGUACACUUUUUUUUUCUUGUUUUGUGUUUACAUACGUAAAUGAGAUUCGUUUGUUCAAAAUCAAAUUAGGCAAUGCAGAAAAGAAAAUCAAAUACUUUAUUGAAAGUAAAGUCAGCCCGUAAAGAGUUUAGUUUAAAAAACGCAACCAACAUUCCAGUGCGAUUGGAAUCGAUCGCAAAUUCCCAACAGAGACAGGACUUAAUUAUUGGUUUAGUUUUAUUCGUGUCUCGUUUCUUGCAAAGAUUAUUUUUACUCUGAUUUGUAAGCAAAACAAUGUGACAAGAAAGCACACACACACAGAGAAGAAAGAUUAAGAUAAGUAAUUAAUUAUUAGAGUUAUUAUUAUUCUAUUAUAAUUAUUAUACACGAAGAAAAACCAAUUUUAUUAAAAAUAUUUAUGAUGAAAACAAAAAUACCCAGCAUUUCCUUUGAUUUGACGCUUCGAAAAACAGACAACAAAAAACUCUCAACAAAGUUUUCCAUUUUGGGGUUGCUUGUCUCGUUUUGGUGUUGGUGUCUUUUCUCCCCAAUUCUAAACGAUGUUGGUGGUGGUGUUUGUAGCUUUUCCUGGACCAAAUCUCGCAGUCUCCCCACGAAAAACUCCAAACGGUGACGACACCAACACCAGCGCAGUCAAAGCAGGCGUCGGAGUGGGAAAAUCCGAGAAUCUCCAACAAAUACACCCACAGUGGAAGAGCAUGCCAUGGCAAGUUGAGAGUGAGAGUACCUGCGUUUUCCUCAAAUUUCCACCGUCGUCGUCGAUCUUGCGGGUUGUGUGUGUGUGUGCGUUGGAUGCUGUGCAUGUCCUUUCUGUCAUGAUGUCCUCCGUCGCGGGGGGCUUCCGACGAUGAUGGCCAAUGAUGACGGUUUGGGGGGGCUAGCCGACGUUUCCAUGGAAACUGUCUCGCGCUUUCCCCCUUGGAGCAUCUGUGUGAGUGAGUAUGAGUGUGUGUGCGUGCGCACCGUGAAAACAAUGUACUGCCGCCGGUGACUUGGAUUUAUGUUGCUUUUCUAGUGCUAGUAAUGUGGCCUACUACGAUGACUAGCUCUCAUCGCCGAAGAAAUUUGCGUGCGUUUGCGCGCGUGUGUGUGAUGGCGGCGGCGGCGACUGUUUGUCAUUGUCACUGUGGUAUGGUGUGGUGUGGCACAAGUGUCAUCAUCGCUCAGUGUCAUCACGCGUGAGACACGGUCGACUCUGUCGCCAUUUUAAUGAUGAUGGAGGCGGUUUUGUCGUCCGCACCACCACCACCAGCGCCAUCUCGGAGAGGCACCUGAAACGAACCGACGGCUGUUGGUGUUGUUGCUGCUAUUGUUAUGCGUUCCGGUUGUGUUGGAUGAGUCGUUUUUGCGGUUGUUGGAAUGUACAACGCGGCGGAAUCAUCGCGAUGGGAGCGAAAAUGUCUCGCCGAAAUGGGCGUAGAGCGGCCACGGCUACUCGGGACGACGAAAUGCAGACGGGGGGGACGGAACUCGACCGGGUUGCGAGUAGCGGACGGGUCGAUGCCAAGCCGGAGGUUCCGGGACCGGAUCUGCCGGUUGUCGAACAAAAUUUGAAUGAAAUUUCUUUUGAAAAUUCCGACAAUCCGGCAGAUUUGGUUCUGGAAUCGCCGCCGGUAAAUGAUAUUUCAUUAAAUAACUGUUUGGACAUGACUGCGGCGGAUUCCAUCUCGGAACCGCCUGCAGAUGUAAAUUUUUCUUUACAGGUUGUGACGACGACAUUCGAGGAGGUGGUUCCAAUGCCGGAUCCACCGAUAGAGGAGCAAAAUUUGAUUAAUGACGAUUUGGAAAUUUCCGAAAAAUCGGUGGAUCCGGCAUCGGAGCCACCGAAGACCGACGGCGACUCAAACACGCUUUCGAUUCCAACAGCGGCGGUGGUUUCCACCGUGGAACCGCCCGCUGACCUAAAUUCAUGUAAAAUUGAAAUCUCUCUUUCAGAUGACAAUCCGGAACCUCUUCCGGAACAUACGGAACUAAAUUUAGAAAUUAUUUCUUCCAAAAUUCUAGAUGAUCCCGGACAAUGUUCCCACUCCGUUUCGGUCGAAAUUCCUCCGGAAGUGGUUCCGGAGCCACCACCAAAUCCCAAAUCUGACACAACAUAUUUUUGGUGCUACGUCUGUCAAAAUUCAGGUACAAACACAUUGCCAUGGUUGCUUCGAUUGAAGUAUUCCAAGCCGGCAAUGUGUUUGAAAUAUUUGUUUACAGGCUCGAUGUUUUGCAUUGCUCUGGGUUUGCUUGUUAUUGUUUAACUUGUUUGUGUUGUUGUUAUUUAAUUGCAGGUUGGCGUUUCGUGUUUCCCAAGCGAUUUAUUUGUUACCGAUGUUGAUUUCGAUGACGAUGAUGAUGAUGACGAUACUGACCAUAAUAUUUGAUGUUGAGGAGAUUAUCGAGUAAUUUACAAGGCCGACUGGACGAUUAGGACGAGGGCGAAGCAGCAUGAUGACUGUAGCGGAUGAUGGAAGACUUGGCGAAGUUUAUUUUUCUUAUAAUGAAUUGUAAUAUAUUGAUCUGUACUGAUAUUUGAUUU
Culex pipiens pallens (northern house mosquito) is the source of this 2616-nucleotide messenger RNA. RefSeq lists its product as uncharacterized. The transcript has 3 exons. The record is from RefSeq and is a predicted model, not a curated record. Bases 1427 to 2338 code for a protein of 303 amino acids. Lineage: Eukaryota; Metazoa; Arthropoda; Insecta; Diptera; Culicidae.